GGGAAUGGUUAACUGCUCCAUCUCGUUUCAAUUGGUUGUUUGUUCUACCACUAGUUUGAAGGAAUUGCUUGGAUUGGAAGCCUAUGAAGAAUUCGAAAAGAUUUUUGCAAAGGAUAAUAAUGUUUCAACAGAUUCCGAUUUAGUUUCCUUGAGCUCUGCAUUUACAUACUUGUUACAAGGAAUGUUAGAAGAUGAAACAACACAAGUUUCCAUAGCCAAAGCAGAACCAGGAAGGAUACGAAUGCUAUGCAAGUGGAAUAUACGAGAAGUGGAGGAGAUGCUGCAGCAUCCAGUUCUUUGUCUUCGUCAUUUGAUUGGAAUGCUUUCCUAAGAGAAUAUUGUGGUUUUUCUAAAGAAGAUGUUGCUUUAUUGUUUUAGGAAACUUUCAAGGUUCGGUAGAGUUUUUCUUUCCAGAAUCAAUGAAGAUUCGUUACUUUGC
Molecule: messenger RNA, 439 nt
Organism: Galdieria sulphuraria
Lineage: Eukaryota; Rhodophyta; Bangiophyceae; Galdieriales; Galdieriaceae
Exons: 1
Coding region: 5-331 (108 amino acids)
Source: RefSeq, a predicted model, not a curated record